AUGUCACAUAAACUGGUGAUCGUUGGAGCUAUUGUCCAACUCACAAUAACGUCAAAGGUGAUGGCCUUAAGUUUUGAAGGUUUUCUGAAAUCGUUACCAGCCAGUAUGCCGAACGACCUGAAGACGAUAAUCAUGAACUUGCGCGAGAAACAUCCUCAAGAGUUCGGUCUUUUAGAAACUACUGAUCAUGGAACUGAGACGCCCAUGUAUCAUAGAGACAAUGACCUCAACGUUAUGUUUAUGAAGCCUACAAACAUAAAACCAGGUAUUCAGUACAGUGCGCCUGUCGCACCAAUAGUCAACAUUUUAAGGACUGAAGAGCCAGUAGCAAAUAAUUGCAGUAGUAGACCUGUACAAACUGAGAACCCGGUCACAACUCUACAACCACCAACUGCAAAGUUGCCUGACGAGGGAUGUCAAACACCAAGGAUACCGCUACCGCAGAUACCAGCUCCAAUAAUGCCAAUAGCGAUUCCUGUGUACCCGAGAAUGCCCAUCAUAGUACCAGCGAGGACAUUCUUCGAACCAGUGAGACACGACCACCCACCAUUAUACAAGAUAAAACAGAUGAUAGAAAGAGAUGAAAAGAAAUGGAAGAAAGAGAACAAAGGGAAGAAUUGUGAUAUUUCCUUGGAGUUAGCUUAUAGUGAUGCGGACAGUUCAUCGAGUACGGAUACUGAGUCCGAAUCUAGGAAUAUAGAUGUUGGUCCAGAGUAUUACGAUGGCUUUUUAAAAAUUAAUGUGUGA
Messenger RNA from Spodoptera litura, 747 nucleotides. RefSeq lists its product as uncharacterized. Lineage: Eukaryota; Metazoa; Arthropoda; Insecta; Lepidoptera; Noctuidae. The record is from RefSeq and is a predicted model, not a curated record.